Molecule: messenger RNA, 1038 nt
Organism: Acanthoscelides obtectus
Lineage: Eukaryota; Metazoa; Arthropoda; Insecta; Coleoptera; Chrysomelidae
Source: the annotation of a GenBank genome assembly
AUGUCUAGACGUCUAAAAUUCAUGAGCUUCAACGUAAGGUCAAUUCAGUCUGGUUUUCUAACUUUGAAGGAGUAUGUUGUUGACUGUGCUGUCGAUGUCCUGGGUCUCAGUGAGACUUGGCUAACCCCAGAUAUUGAUUCCUCCUCAGUAUUUAUCAACGACUUCAAUGUCGUUAGAGCAGAUCGAAAUAGCAGAGGCGGGGGCGUCGCGUUUUAUGUGAGAAAUGGUAUUGCCUUCAAAAUAUUGCACUCUAAUAUCACCGCAGUAUUGGAAGAACUUUGGAUCUCUGUAAAAGUUAAUCAACGCAAAUAUUGUCUAGCUAUAGUCUACCGUCCACCAUCGGCAAACGUGCUUGACUGUUUUCAUCAAUUAACUGAGUCUUUAACCAACCUUUCACUCGAUAAUGAUUACGCAGUUGUCAUGGGCGACUUUAAUAUUAAUGUUUUAGUGAACGACGGCCGAUCCGAGAUGCUGAACUGUUUUCUUGAGUCUUUUGAUCUGUCUCAGUUAGUCAAAGAGCCCACACGUAUAACUUCCAAUAGCCAGACAGCUAUAGACUUGCUCAUGGUUAGCUCUGCUGAUAUAAUAAGUGGUUAUGAAGUUGUUGACGUAGAUGGAAUAUCUGACCAUCUAGCCCUAAUAUUUUAUGUAGAUGCAUCGGAGAUAAGCAACCUAUGUAAACUGAGGACAUAUCGGAAAUUCGUUCUGCUAGAGAAUUAUGCACCAUAUGCAAAACUCGUCACAGAAAUGAAUAGGUCCACGCGUUCCUUAAGAUCGAUAGUGAAACAAGGAUACAUUGAAAUUAAGAAACUACGUAUGCAAGAAAAAUUGAAUGAACGAAAUUUGCAGCUUCAGGGGAGAGAGAAAGAAUUAGCAGAAAUUAUUUCUGAUAUAAAAGCGUUUACCAAAAAGCUUGAGUUUUGGGAACAAAACUUAAUCGAUGGUGAUACCAGGCAUUUUCCUGUUCUUUCAGAAAAGAUAUCACAAAGUGCAUCAGAAACAUAUGACAGUAAAUAUCAUGUAGAAAUAGAAGGAUAA